AUGCCCACUUUAUAUAGCACUGAAGGUUAUAAAUAUAAAAAGCCGAGUAUAAUAGAGUUGGUGUUAUACAAUAUGGCGGCAUUAUUGGGUGGUGUAGCGGCGGGAUAUGACGUGAGAGUGUCCAACGUCACUCCUCUACAUCCGACAUUACAACCUCACAGACCAGAAAUUGAAUCGGAGCCUCUCAGUUCGACGUUGUAUGAAGGAUACGGUUUCGCACAUAACACUUAUCAUGGACCUACAAGACAUUUGCGGGCUCCACUCAACGCUAUCACUGGAUCACCCAUACCGAGUCUUCAGACAGAAGAGCAAAAGCCGAUCCGUUUCACCGAUUCACCUACACACUACGCUCAUCCAUCAUCCUCGUCAGGUUACGGCCAUUCAGUUCAGCCAUUAUCCGGAACAUCCGGCUUAGGGACCAACUAUACAUCCACACAACCACCCACCCCAUCUCCUAGGCGUACUUCAUCAUCCACAUCAGACCAUCUUGCUGACUUAUAUCACAACUAUAGGGAAAACUUCCAACCGUCACCGUCCCAAGACCGGGAUUAUUAUUACCGUGGUGAACCGUACUCGUAUGACAGAACAGCAGAGUAUGUUGUGAAACAUCCCUAUUACGGCUACGAUGAGUGCUCGUUCGAAUACAGGGAAACCACAUCAGAAUCUGUAUUUAGACCGUCUACCACUCAGUACCUCACGCAUAGGAGAACUCCCUCGAACUCAUCGGCGUCAAACUCACAUCCUGAAGAGUUCUCUCCUUCGAGACAGUACAGAACGGAGAAGUAUCCUAAAGAGAAGCGAGACGAUUUCCGUGCAGCAAAAGCGGAAUACCCCCGGAAGACCAGUGACUAUUCGCUUCCUAGAGAUUUUUACCGUCAAGAGUCUCAAGACAGAGCAGAUGUGGAGCGGCCAGCUAAUCUGAGCUUGGAGUUGGCGCCGACAAAGUUGAGAUCCAGUUUGAAGAAAUACAAUAAAAAGUGUAGCGCUUCUGGGGGCAGUUCAGGGGGGGGCACGCCUACUAAUCCCACGCCCCCCGACAGUUUGACGAGUGAGACAGAUAGUUCUUACGUGUCGGCGCGAGACGCGUCAAGCGGUUCACAGUCCAGGGUCAGAUUCAGUCCGGAGACUAUGGAAGGCAUGCUCCCGGAACGUAGACCGUCUCGUCACUCGUAG
Messenger RNA from Diatraea saccharalis (sugarcane borer), 1173 nucleotides. NCBI's taxonomy places the organism in Eukaryota, Metazoa, Arthropoda, Insecta, Lepidoptera, Crambidae. The record is from the annotation of a GenBank genome assembly.